Molecule: messenger RNA, 1848 nt
Organism: Salvia miltiorrhiza (redroot sage)
Lineage: Eukaryota; Viridiplantae; Streptophyta; Magnoliopsida; Lamiales; Lamiaceae
Exons: 10
Coding region: 128-1642 (504 amino acids)
Source: RefSeq, a predicted model, not a curated record
AAAUAUUACAAAAACGCCCACAGACUUCGCUAAUCAAAGCAAUAAAGUUUAGAAUUUAGCGCGCGCUUAUUUUCGAGUCUUCCGAUCUUCUCCUUCUUCUCCUUCGUCGCGAAGGAAAACAUAAAGUAUGGGGGGCUCCGCCGGUGCGACUUCUGCCGCCGUAUUGUUUGUUUUGGCUUUGAUCUCCGCCGCUUCUAUCGCCGCCGAUGUGGAAGCAAUCUCCGGAAGUAACGUGGAAAAUCGUCAAGUAAUAAAUAUCACUCCUGGAGUGCUGGUCGAAUCUGUUCCUUCGAAAGAUAUUGUACGCUGUGCACGUGUCAAUGUUUCUGGUCUAUCAAGACUGAAACUCGGGAGUUAUUCCAGUGCACAUAGGAUCACUUUGGUCCCAUCAGAUAACAUACAGGAGAGAUCCCACAAGAAAAUUCAAAUUUGUUUACACAGAAAUGCUUCACUUGGAUUGUGCAAAUCUGAGAAUGAUUGCUGGGAUGGUAUCCAUACUGGAAUCUGGAGCACUACAAUUUCCCCAUAUGAAGACAGAUUCAUUGAUGUGAAGUUUGUUGAUAACUUGUUUGGUUCAGUGACCAUCAGCACCGAAUUAGAGUUCCAUAGAUGGCGGUUAAUUUGUCUGGCUAUUGGUUUCGUUAUAUUGCUGCUGGCUCCAAUUAUUAGUAGCUGGGUUCCAUUUUACUACAGCAGCUCAAUGGCCAUUGGAGUUUGUCUUGUUGUCCUAAUUGUUCUCUUCCAGGGAAUGAAACUGUUGCCAACUGGCAGGAAAAGUGCUCUCUAUAGUACCAUUUGCGGUUUGGCACUUGGAGCAGGGUCCUUUUUGCUGAACAGAUUGUCUGUAUUUGUUAAUUCUGUUCUUGUCAACUUUGGGAUCAGCCAAGAGAUGCACAACCCUGUGCUUGUAUUUUUGCUAGUUGGAGUUGUUCUGGCUGGGGCUGCUUUUGGCUAUUGGCUUGUUCGGAAAUUUGUUGUUGCUGCUGAUGGAAGUGUGGAUGUUGGCGUAGCCCAAUUUGUGAAAUGGGCUUUACGUGUAGUAGCUGUGACUUUCAUUUUUCAGAGCUCACUUGAUAUUCCAAUGGCAAUGGGACUUCUGGUGUCACUUUUGGGGUUUUACUUUUCUCUCACUUCUUUGAACUGGCAUGGCUUCAGUGAUUCAACAUUUUCGACAGACUGGAGUCCUCCAAGAAGAAGAGGUGUAAGAAUAAGUAAGACUAAGCGUGCUGAAUUCCUGAGAAGGUCUGGAACCACAACUCCCCGAGGAAGUCUUUGGAAAAGCUACAAGGGUUCACCCACAUAUACAAAUUCCCCUGUGAAAGGUGUGGUGACUCCAUUGAGUUCCGUUGCUACGACUUCCCAGGACUACUACUCGACUUUCCACAGAACGCCCAACAAAAAGAAGUAUUCUCAGGAAGAAUGGAAGGAUUUCACAGAGCAAUCUACUCGGCAGGCUGUUGCAGAUUUGGCAUCGUCUCCCGAAUUCACUGAUUGGGUCGUGAAAAAUGCGGAUAGAAUACAGCUCCGGUCAACAGAGAGCAGCUCCGAUGAAUCUGUUGGAAGCGGGUCAGAUUCGACUGAGGACAAUAUUGCAGCGAGCAGCAUUGGCAGAGGCAGUUUAUCGUGGCGACGCCCUUGGUAGAUAGAGCAAGCACAUCGACUCAUUUUACAACCUUAACCUCAAGUUUGUGUAUAUGGUAGAGAUUGUCAUAUUUCUGGUAAAAUCUAACGUAGCAGAAAAUAUUAUCAGCACAAAUGUAUUCGAAAAUUAUGCAGGAGAAAUACAACUUAUUAAUUUUGUAAUAUUUCAAUUCUCUUUGUUAAUCAAAUGACUGCUGAUUUCUACUC